Molecule: messenger RNA, 1116 nt
Organism: Cyclocybe aegerita
Lineage: Eukaryota; Fungi; Basidiomycota; Agaricomycetes; Agaricales; Hemipholiotaceae
Source: the annotation of a GenBank genome assembly
AUGGAAUUCUUCAAUGACAACGGCGCGGAUCCUCUCAAGCCUUCACUGUUCGAGCUCAUUGCUCAAGAACAACUCCGAGAUUUGCUGCAACCCGCGUUGAAAUAUGUCCUAGCGGUGUUUGCUCAGAGAUACCCCCGCUAUCUGCUGCGAAUAGUCAACAGACAUGAGGAGUUUUAUGCUCUUAUCAUGCUCGUUGUUGAGCGUCAUUACCUCAAGAAACACAACGCCUCUUUCUCUGAAAACUUCUAUGGACUGAAGCGGCGUCGGAGACCACACGUGGAAACUGAGAGAGCGACAGCGGCGGUGGGAGGCAUUCCAGCUGGGGAAUCUCUGCGGAAUCGAGAGAUUUGGCGCUCGUUAUUCUUCUUGGUCGGUGUACCGUAUGCCAGAGCAAAAGCUCACGACUAUUUUGAGGAGCUAGGGGGGGGAGCAAGCUCGGAUGUGUUGGACGAAGGACUAGAUGCGCGACAAAUACAAGCACUUACGGACCAGAACUUCAAAGGACGCUUCCGACGCGUCUUUAAGACCAUAUACCCGUAUGCUAACACAGGUUUCGAGUUUUGGUUGCUGCUAUGGAACAUCGCAUAUUUGUUUGAACGGACACCGUCGUAUAGACCGUGGCUCAACUGGAUUGGGGUGGAUCUGAGGCGUCUUGGGCUUGAGGACUUCCGCUCUGCAAGCCUUGCUACACAGAAGAGUACAUCUCCUGAAGCCCGCCGAAAUUUCCUGGCUCGCAUUCGACGCCUUAUUUUCACAUCGCCGCGAUUAUUGCUCGACUCACUCCGACUUUUGCUACCUACGGCAAUAUUUUUUGUAAAGUUUUUGGAGUGGUGGUAUUCCCCUAGCUCCCCAGCUCGCGCACUAUCCACCUCUCCGCAAGGUCCGGCGAUUCCCCCUCCAAGCAUGCUUCCGCCGCACCCGCAAGGAAUACCCUUUGACAGAACGUCAUAUGGUAUAUGUCCAAUCUGCCACAAAAGUACAAAUAAUGCAACCGCGCUACCCUCUGGAUAUGUUUUUUGUUAUCGUUGUGCGUACGACCAGGUGGAGAAGCACGGAAAGUGUCCAGUGACGUUGUUACCGGCACGAGUAUGGCAACUGAGAAAGGUUCUGGUAUGA